AUGUCAUUGACCACUCUGUUCUCUGCGCGCCUUCUUUCCAGAUGCGUUUCCCCAAUGUCUCAGAGGCAUGCUUCGAGAACUCCAUCCUAUUCUGCAUCCCCAGCCUUUCAACAGCAUAAAUUGGAGUCGACGCCACUUUCUUCAUUGCACCACCUCUUUCCUCCCCCACUCUCUUAUUCCCAAUUCCUCAUCAUUCUACUGUGUCCUCACGUCUUUUUCAUGUCGCAAAUCUCAGAAUCCGAUCUCCGUGCGAGUUCUCCCAAGGCCACAAAUGGGCUCACUGGAUAUACCUGCACAAACUGUGGUCAGUUUGCCAAGUUUAGGAUCUGCCAGAGCAAUGCGAAAGGGAACAGGGGGCACCUUAUAGCAACGUGCCACCUUGCGAAUGAACAAGGCGAACCCUGCCAGUUCUUUCACUGGGCCCCAGGUUCAAGCAAAUCACCUAGUGCAUCGCCUCCUACACUCGCCACCCCCACUCUUCCUUCCAUCCCUGUUGCUGCCACCUACACCUCUGCCCCUGCUCCCGUUACCACCACUUCCAGUGGUCUGAAUCCCUCAAAGUGCCCUAUUCAAGGUUGUGGGCAGACGCGCCUCGCGGAUGACUCCACCAUCCACGGCAAUUGUUGCCAACGACAUCUCCUCUCAACCCCUCGAGCACGCGAUGCACGCUUCGCAUCACACCUCCUUCCCAUUUACGUCGAGUCGUUGGCACGCGAGCAAGCGCUUGAGCUCUCCAAGAGCAAACUUGAUGCCGAACGCAUCACUAGCGCCAAGCAAGCUGUACAAAAGGUUACUGUACAUGCUUGGAGGCCUGAUAAUGCUGAACCCGAAAGCUGUCAAUUACAAAAAGGGUUUACAUGGCCCUUCUUGAAGCUGUCAUCGGCCACUCUCUCUCUUGUCGGGCUUCAAGCAUCAGUGGAGUCUAGGACUUUGCAGAUGUAUGAUGAGUCGGAGGGAUAUUGGUUGACAGUCGGCGUGGAUCAUAUCAUUGAGGUUCACGAGGUCUCCCGCCCCCACCUCCGCAACAACCUUCCUCAAGAACGCGCUUAUGUCCGUAAUGCAUGGAGGUCUCUUAUCCCUGCCGAUGGCUCAUUGUCACCUCAGAAGCGCAAGGCGGCAUCCCCACCCAACCUUCUCCCACACGCUGUCAAAUAUGAUCCCAUUGAGUUGAGUGACGGCGAAGAGAAGAAGUGGCCGAGGGACUAUUUUGUCUGUGACGUUGUGCCCUGCUUUCGUGAUGCCAAGACUUCUGUCCAUGGGUGUCGCGCUCGUACUGCCGCCAUUAUCUUUUGUGAACAUUUCUCCGGCCUUGCCUUCCACUCAUCUACCUUCUCCGACAAUAAAGCCAUCUGGAGACAAGCACCACAACACCUUAAGCACCACUACCUGUGUGCUAGCAGAAAGGAAGCAGGGUACUGGUACAAGUUUGCUGCAGAGGUUAAGGAACAUAUGAGGGCACAGGCCUCGUCGUCAUUAGAUGUAGUUGAGCUUAGCAAUUGA
Laccaria bicolor S238N-H82 is the source of this 1500-nucleotide messenger RNA. RefSeq lists its product as uncharacterized. The coding region runs from base 1 to 1500 and encodes 499 amino acids. The record is from RefSeq and is a predicted model, not a curated record. NCBI's taxonomy places the organism in Eukaryota, Fungi, Basidiomycota, Agaricomycetes, Agaricales, Hydnangiaceae. The transcript has 6 exons.